Molecule: messenger RNA, 672 nt
Organism: Aureobasidium subglaciale EXF-2481
Lineage: Eukaryota; Fungi; Ascomycota; Dothideomycetes; Dothideales; Saccotheciaceae
Exons: 1
Coding region: 1-672 (223 amino acids)
Source: RefSeq, a predicted model, not a curated record
AUGAAGUUCACUGCCGUCGCACUUGCCGGCCUGGCCACUGUCGCCAUGGCCUCCCCUGCCGCCGAGGCUAACCCUGCACCUGCACCUGCACCUCAGCCUGAGGCCAAGGCCGACCCUGCUUUCUCCUCGUGGGGCAAGAAAUACCACCCCAAGCUCUGGAAUGGCUGGGGCGAUGAUUCUGGCAUGGUCUACCGCCGUGAGGCAGACCCCGCCUUCUCGUCAUGGGGCAAGAAGUACCGCCCCAAGCUCUGGAACGGAUGGGGCGAUGACUCGGGCAUGGUCUACAGACGUUCGGCUGAAGCCGAUCCUGCUUUCUCCUCCUGGGGUAAGAAGUACCACCCUAAGCUCUGGAACGGAUGGGGUGACGACUCGGGCAUGGUGUACCGCCGUAGCGAGCCCAAGGCUGCUGGCACCGCCUCUACCACCGGUGCUGCUAAGCCCGCCGAGUCUGGUCCUUCUGAGGAGCAGUACGAGGAGUUCGAGCGCCGUGACCCUGCUUUCUCCUCGUGGGGUAAGAAGUACCACCCUAAGCUCUGGAACGGCUGGGGUGACGACUCAGGCAUGGUCUACAGACGUUCAGCCGAAGCCGAUCCUGCUUUCUCUUCUUGGGGCAAGAAGUACCACCCUAAGCUCUGGAACGGAUGGGGUGAUGACUCCGGUAUGGUCUACUAG